Messenger RNA from Lasiosphaeria miniovina, 402 nucleotides. RefSeq lists its product as uncharacterized. The transcript has 2 exons. Gene Ontology annotation, biological process: proteolysis. NCBI's taxonomy places the organism in Eukaryota, Fungi, Ascomycota, Sordariomycetes, Sordariales, Lasiosphaeriaceae. Gene Ontology annotation, molecular function: metallopeptidase activity. The record is from RefSeq and is a predicted model, not a curated record. Bases 1 to 402 code for a protein of 133 amino acids.
AUGGGUGGCGAGACAGCCAGAGGCGGGAAGAAGAAGAAAGGGGGCAAGGCAGGAGUGAAAGUGGAAGUCAUUGACCUAGAGCACGAACUCGCUAUCGAAGCCACCCCGCUAGGCACAGCCGUCAAGGCGGCGCGCGCGGCAAGCGACCUGGACAUCGACCUAGGCCGCCUGUGGUUGUCGCGCGUGGCGCGCACGGCAGUGCAUGAGCUCGGUCACUGCUUCUGUCUCGACUACUGCGUCUACUAUGCCUGCGUGAUGCAGGGCACUACUGGGCUCGCCGAGGAUACCAGGCAGCCGCCGUACCUGUGUCCGGUGUGUCUCAAGAAGCUCACCCGCGCUCUGGCGGAUGUCGUGGGGAAGCGUGACGCCGACGAGGGCCUGUUGCGGACAAAGUCGGCUUAA